UGUGAUCCUGGUUUCUAUGGAGCCGACUGCAAGUCAAAGUGUUCAAGAAAUUGUUCUUCAGCCGGUCAUAUUUGUGACGUCAUUAAUGGAAGCUGUUUUGGCUGUAAUCCUGGUGUCUAUGGUGACAAAUGUAUCACGCCCUGUCCACCAAACUGCAAAGAUUCAGUUUGCAGCAUUAAGACUGGAAACUGUUUUAGUUGUAAAUCUGGAUUUUAUGGCAGUGAGUGUUUCAUUCCGUGUUCCAAUAGUUGUAAGGAAGCUGCAUGUGAAAUCAAUUCUGGAAACUGUACCAAAUGCAACUCUGGUUUUUAUGGCGCUAAUUGUAUGAUAUCUUGUCCCACCAAUUGUAAAAAUUCCGACUGUGAUAUCAACUCUGGUAACUGUACAAGCUGUCAGGCUGGAUUCCAAGGUGAUCGUUGUGUUGAGGGUAAGUGAAAAUACUAUGAUUGUAAAAGAAAUAAAUCUCUUCAACAACAUAUUUUAUCAUAAUUUUCCCAAUAGAGGCCUUUUUUACUUUUUAACUCUAAUAAAUCAACAAAAAAAUAUUUCCUUUACGAAUUUUCAUUGAUAUAUUUAAAUAAUUCUUUUAUUUUUUAAUUUAAAAUUACAUACCCUGUUUUAUGCAAAGUUUUCUUUUUUAUUUAAAAAAAAAAAAAUUAUGUAUUUUUUAAACAAUUGUAAUUCUUAUAUAAACAGUUUUGUUACAUUUUUGCUCUUUUAUACUGUUAAGUUUUGGAUUAUUAUUAAAAUUUUAAUUGCUCAAUAAUGAGGGAAUCGAUUUUUUUUUCUCUGCGCAAUAUCAAAUUGAAAAUAUAAUAAUUAUAAUAAAUAUCCAAAAGAAAGAUAUUUAUUAUAAUUAUUUUCUUUUGGCAAAAGUUAUUCUGAUUAUUAUAACUGGUGAUAUCAAUUUCAUUGACUGUCUCAUAAUUCUAGCAUGUAGUAACUACACGCAUGGAGAAAGUUGUAAAUUCAUUUGUAGUCAAAACUGUAAAUCAAAUUUUACUGGCUCUCGAGUCUGUGACAGUGCCAAUGGCCAUUGUUUGAAUGGAUGCAGGAGUGGAUAUGACGGACUUGAUUGUUUAAAAUGUAAGUUAAUGAAUUAUUAUUUCCUA
Lymnaea stagnalis (great pond snail) is the source of this 1112-nucleotide messenger RNA. NCBI's taxonomy places the organism in Eukaryota, Metazoa, Mollusca, Gastropoda, Lymnaeidae. The record is from the annotation of a GenBank genome assembly.